AAAUAUAUUUUUAAAAAUUUGAAAAUUGAAAAAAAAGUUAUUCUUUUAUCAGGCCUUCAAGAUGAUGAUCUCCACGUAUCAGCAUGACUAUGUGCCGCCAAAUUCAAAGCGGUACGAGUUUAUGAGCCACCUGAAGGCCAAAGAUGGUCUGGGUGGGGGAAAGAUAGUGGAAUGUGAAUGCAUAGCGGAGGACAAGAUUAAGGCGCAUCCGGAUGCAGUCAAGAAUUGCGCGGCCGUCGAGUGGACGGGGAUAGCGCCGAUGGGGCGAUUGAUCGAUCCACGUUUGAUACCCGCCGAACUGCCGCAGGAUCAAAUCGAUCAGAUGGCAAUGUCGCCGGAAUCUGAUUGCCUGAAACUGCAACCGAAUCGGUUCCUGAAAAUCUUACGCAACGUCUACCCAGAUUUGUACGAGCGCCUGAAGCUGAUGCCCAAGGGAGAAUUGGGCCGCAGACUGGAAACGAAUCGCAUGUACACGACCUAUCAGAUCGACUACUGCGACGUCAAGGAGUAUCCCGAAGGCAUCUACGAGAGCUUGAAGCCCAACGACGAGGUAUCCAAGAUCAAAUCUGACAAGCUAAUGACGAAUAAGGCGCCGUGCUCAGAGUUCCGUUCGGAUGUGAUGAAACAGUUAGAGCGCGAAAAUGCCACCGGCUAUGAGGUGAAGGCCGAUGAAUGUGAGCAGGCGUACAAGCCAUUCCAGGCAACAUUCUCGGACUCUGCGCAGUUCGUCAAUUCUGGCAAUAACUCGCAUUGGAAGACGGCGUCCAGCACCUUCAGCAAAUCGCCCAACUUCUCAGAAUACAUGGACUCCAUCAGUCGCAACGGCUGCAUCAUAAUGCGCAACAAGCUGCACGAUCACUCCAAGUGCUUGGCGAACCAUUGCAGACACGAGAUUCGGUUCAACUGCACCGACAUGAAACCUUAAGCCCUGUUAUGUGUAACUGUUCUUUGUUCCCAAUCUAUCGCUACACUGUAUCAUGUCAUUUG
Drosophila navojoa is the source of this 987-nucleotide messenger RNA. RefSeq lists its product as uncharacterized. The record is from RefSeq and is a predicted model, not a curated record. Lineage: Eukaryota; Metazoa; Arthropoda; Insecta; Diptera; Drosophilidae.